Messenger RNA from Heteronotia binoei (common prickly gecko), 1659 nucleotides. RefSeq names its product zona pellucida sperm-binding protein 3-like. Gene Ontology annotation, cellular component: extracellular matrix. The record is from RefSeq and is a predicted model, not a curated record. Lineage: Eukaryota; Metazoa; Chordata; Lepidosauria; Squamata; Gekkonidae. Gene Ontology annotation, biological process: egg coat formation; positive regulation of acrosome reaction; binding of sperm to zona pellucida. Gene Ontology annotation, molecular function: acrosin binding. The transcript is spliced from 10 exons. The coding region runs from base 357 to 1628 and encodes 423 amino acids.
AGCUGAUGCAUUUCACAAGAGAUUAUCACCUGCUAAUAUUUGUACAUCAAGCCAAGUUGUAAAGCUGGCAGCUCUACGCAGCUCUAACAUCAGUGCUGUAGCCACUGGUCUAUACUGCCUGACUGCACCCUCUAGUUAGUGCCCUUUGCUCAUAAGCUUGCUUGCUGAAGACUUUGGAGGAAUUGCCUGUGCAAGGCUGGCUUCAGCCACUUGCUGAUGAGGAAGGCUGAUCAGCAGGAAUCCCAAGCACCUGUGGUCUGGGGAAAGGCCUUGGGCAGCUCUGGGAAGGAAGCUAUAACUAGGUGCCCAUCAGGGGGUGAGUCCUUCCAGCAGUCUUGCAAGGCAGGAGUGUCACCAUGGGGCUGUGGGAGGGGUUGUUUGUUGUUAUCCUUGCCUGGAGUAUAGUGCCUGCCAGUGCUCAAAGAGCCCCUGCAAACUCUGUGUUCUAUGAAUGCAACAGAACUGGCAUCCAUUUGGUUGUCAAGACAGACCCUUGGAACACUGGUCUCAAGCUCAAUCCACAGUUCCUGAGCCUGGGCAACUGCCCCUUCUCCUUUGAGAAUAGCCCCCAAGCCUUCUUCCAUUUCCAGUACAACUUCAAGGAGUGUGGCUUUGCACGGCUGAAAUCUGGCAAAACGGUUGAUCAUCUCAUCAAUCUGGUCUACAGUCCUCCAUCCCUCCGUGGCCAGUUCUACAACAAUCCUUUUGCUGAGAGGAUAAACUGCACUGACUAUGAGGCCAGUGUGAUUCCUCCACAAAUGGCUUUGGUGACUGGCCAGCUUUCUGCUUCAAGUAUGCCAAUGUUUACCGUGAAGCUGAUGAAUGAGGACUUCAGUGCGCCAUCAGAUGUGAAGGUCUUUGUCCUGGGCUCACAAAUCAAUAUGGAAUUUGCAGUACAGAGAUCCUUCCACCAGCCCCUGCGAGUAUUUGUGGAUGAGUGCACAGCUGCUGCCACACCAGAACUUUACAGAUCUCCUAGGAAUUACAGCAUUAUUGCUAACUAUGGGUGUCUCACAGAUGGCAUGGUAGCCAAUUCCUUGUUCCUUCCAAGGCCAGCUCCUGAAGUGAUCCGUCUCUCUCUGCAGGCCUUUGCAUUUAUUGGCAUAAACACUGAUAUUUACAUACAUUGCCAGGUUCUAGUUUGGGACCCAGAAGUCCUCACUGAUCCCCUGAAGAAAGCCUGUUCAUUUCAUAAAGACACCAAGAGGUGGGAACUUUUAGAUGAUCCCUCCAGUUCUGUGUGCAGCUGUUGUGAAUCAGUAUGCCAGACCUCUCAGUCUCGCUUCAAGAGAGAUCUGGAAGCACAUGGUCCACGUUAUCAUGCGGUAGUUGGCCACUUGAGGGUUCAAAAACCAGCUCAGAACACAGGCAGCUAUGAAUGGGAUUCGAAUAGUUCUCUUGCUGUCAAAAGUCACAAAGGUGGGAAACACAAUGUGAUGCCUCCAGCUGUUGGUGCCCUGCUCCUGGAAGUGGCUGUGGUUGCGGUGCUCUCCUUGGGCUUCUGCUUCUACAAUGGCUAUCAGAAAAGACUUUGCCUCCACAAGAGGGAAGCCUGUGGGAACCUGGACACUCGGCGGCUGGUGGAAGCUGAGCAGGACUGUGGAAGUAUCAAUCCUGAUUUGGAGUAACUCUAAUGAUUAAAAAAGAGAGUAAACAGUA